Messenger RNA from Aedes albopictus (Asian tiger mosquito), 1969 nucleotides. It is a transcript of the gene Ran, whose product is annotated as GTP-binding nuclear protein Ran. NCBI's taxonomy places the organism in Eukaryota, Metazoa, Arthropoda, Insecta, Diptera, Culicidae. Gene Ontology annotation, biological process: ribosomal subunit export from nucleus; protein import into nucleus. Bases 250 to 894 code for a protein of 214 amino acids. Gene Ontology annotation, molecular function: GTPase activity; GTP binding. The record is from RefSeq and is a predicted model, not a curated record. The transcript is spliced from 3 exons. Gene Ontology annotation, cellular component: cytoplasm; nucleus.
CGUUUUUGCUUUGAAUGUGUGCGUCGCGCACGUUCUCUCUCUCUCUCCCGUGUCGUGCUUGUCGCGGUUUUCCGUUCAGCCCGGAGCAGUCCGCUUUUCGCAUUUCGACCGUCUGCUCAUUCAUCGCAGUGCUCGUGUGUGUUUCCGAAGGAAUUUUUCCGCUAUACGAGAGGAGCCGACCUGAGGUGAUAGCAACUGCAGAAGUGAAUUCCUAGCACCGCAUCUCAGCGAAAUCAACACACAGACACAAUGGCCGAGGGUGAUAUGCCAACGUUCAAGUGCGUCCUGGUCGGCGACGGUGGUACCGGAAAGACCACCUUCGUCAAGCGGCACAUGACCGGUGAGUUCGAGAAGAAGUACGUGGCGACGCUCGGAGUGGAAGUGCAUCCGCUGGUGUUCCACACGAACCGCGGUGCGAUCCGGUUCAACGUCUGGGACACGGCCGGCCAGGAAAAGUUCGGCGGACUGCGAGACGGGUACUACAUUCAGGGUCAGUGCGCCAUCAUCAUGUUCGAUGUCACGUCCCGAGUCACCUACAAGAACGUCCCCAACUGGCACAGGGAUUUGGUGCGGGUGUGCGAAAAUAUCCCGAUCGUGCUGUGCGGCAACAAAGUCGACAUCAAGGACCGCAAAGUGAAAGCCAAGGCCAUCGUAUUCCACCGGAAGAAGAACCUCCAGUACUACGACAUCUCGGCCAAGUCCAACUACAACUUCGAGAAGCCGUUCCUGUGGUUGGCCCGUAAGCUGGUCGGUGACCCGAAUCUGGAAUUCGUCGCCAUGCCCGCCCUGCUCCCGCCAGAGGUCAAGAUGGACAAGGACUGGCAGCAGCAGAUCGAGAAGGAUUUGCAGGAAGCGCAAGCCACCGCACUGCCCGACGAGGACGAGGAUCUGUAAGAAAUGGCGGCGGAUCUCUUCCGGCCAACUCAUCCGCGGGUGUGUGUGUUUCGUGUGCGAAAGUAUGUCGUUAAAUGUAGUAGCACCUCUUUAACAUUUAAGAAAACUAAGAAAAAACAGCCGAUUAGUAAGGUAAUAAAGAUACGUGGAGUAAUAUUAAUGAUUAUUGGAAAUGAUGAGAUGAGAGCAGUUGAGCUGAACAAUUUGUGGGAAUUUUAAGUUACUACUUAAUUAGGAACUGGAGCGAUUGAUCGUGUGCGUCUUGCUAAUUUCAUUGAGUCACAAGAAAGGCAGUGUUUCCAUGCAGUACGGAACAAUUUGGCGGACUAGCCCUGCAGACAGGAGGCCAUGACCGCCUACUGUGCGACAAAAGAAACUUAUAGGCUUAAGUAAGUUCACAUUCACACACCUACCCAUCCAAGCAAGCGGGGUUUCCCCCUCCCGUUAUGUUACUUGUACCUUUUUUUGAGUUUUUGUAUAUUUUUUUACAAAGAGCAGCUACUAACUGCCCUCGAGUUCUUUGUUCUGCUUCAAUUGCACAUUCGCAGCAAUUUAUCACUUAUUUUUGUUUCCUGAGCAGGCCAUUUAUUAGGGUGAAAUAGAAGCUAAUGAUUUUUGUACUAAAUUGCAAGUAAGAUGUUUUUUUUUGCAACAAACAAACUGAUGUGAAGCACAUGGCAAUGUGAAAACAAACCUAAUUAAUUAAUGUAAAUUAAUUUAAUCAAAUAUAUUCUCAUCGAAAAAUUGUAAAACACUUUCAAGUGCUUGUUUUUUUAUUUCGGCAGGAAGAAAUUACGAUUCCGAGUUUGCUACCCUUUGCACGAAGCUGUAUAUUUUCGUUGAAAAUCCAAACUUGUACACGUUUACAUGCUCUAGUUAUUUCCCGGAGUGUUUCUUGUCCUUUACCGUAAGAACGUACGGAAUCCUAAAACAAAUCGGGCGCAGUGAGCUAAUUUUUUAAGCUAACUCUACACCGCAGCAAGUCCCCCUCUCUGAUUUAGGCGAAACGAUAUGGUAAUCGAGUGUACACACGGUAUGAAUGAGUUUGAAUAAAAAUCAAUUUCUUUUAAACACA